AAGUGCAUCACCCUCCCCGCGCUGCCCAGCCAGUGAGAGCCCUGAGCUAGGGCCAGGCACCCGGCCCUCACCGGGCCGAUUUCCCCGCAAGCCGCUGUUGCGCCAUCACAGCCCCUGCCGCGCGCAGCCGCGUUGCAAAAGCAAACACCCAAGUGAGCAGCGUCCGUCCGUCUGUCCAUCCGUCCGUCCGUCCAGCCGGUUCGCUCACUCCUCUCCCUCAGGCAGCCAUGGCACCGGCCGGCAUCCCCGCCGUCCUCAUCCUGAUGGUGCUGCUGCCUGCUGCAGCCGCUCCCUGCGAGCCCACACAGAGCCCGGCCAACGCGACGGCACCGGGGCUGCUGGGGACGUGGCGGUACGUGGCCGGGGCCGCCCAGCUGCCCCAGCACCUCCUGGAGCUGCUGCUCAUCGACCACGGCCACCUGCGCGUGGAGCCUGGCGCCGGGGGGCAGGAGCUGCUCGUCACCCAGCACGUGGCCGCGGGCGGCCGCUGUCUCUCCAGCAACUCCACUUACUUCCACCUCCCUGAUGGUGGUGGCACGGCGCUGGUGAAGCACGCCAAGACCCAGCAGACCGUGGGGAUGCUGCUGAACCUCAGCUCUGAGGACAUUUUACUCAUCCAGCACCAACUGCAGAGGGAGAGGACGUAUUCGGCGCUGUAUCUCUACGCCCGAAAUCAGACGGUGAGCAAGGCCCAGCGGGACGAGUUCGCCCAGCGCGCCCAGUGCCUGGGUCUCAGCGAAGGGGAGAUCGUGUACGCGCCCUGGAGGCAGGAGCUGUGUCAAGCGGAAGGAACCCAAGAUGGCGGCGCCCAAGGCACGGCCCCCCCGGCCACAGGCCCAGCAUCACCAGCACCGAGUGGGGCCGGGAGCACGAUGAACCAGCACCAAUAAAUGCUUCACUCCAACACAGCACUGUUCAUUCCGAGAGGUUGGGGCUCAGGAGUGCAAAAAGGAGAUCAAGCACCCGAUUUGCCUCGUGUGUCCCUCGCCUGGUGUUUGGGAACAGCCAGCCUCGAGCACCCGGGCUGCAGGAUGAGGCGCAUGGGGCAGCUGCAGCCUCCCGGCCUCACAUGGCGUGCUCCAGGCCCGGUUUUGGGAGAGGAGCACUGAAAGCGGGCAGUGAUGGAGGCUAACCAGAAGAGGGCAAUCGGUUACCACUCAUAGGAGCGUGCCAAGCAUCUGAUGCGUAACUGAAAUCCAUGAAAGGCCAGAAACUUCUCCUCAACGCACGGGCCGAGAGGAAGAUGAGGCUUAGCCAGAAGCAGCACCUAACUCCUGCCAGAGGGAACCUGGCUGCUGCAGCCCUUCCCUCCCAGCCCUUCGGGCCAGGCUGGAGCUCCCCAGCCUUCACCCACAGCAAGGAUCAUGACUGGCUGUGGUGACACUGGUGGAGCUGGGGGUGCUAACCCAGGCCCACAGGAUUUUGAUUCCUCCACAGAAAAAGGGCACAAUUCCUCACACCCCAUAAAUUCAGCACAGUGCUGAGGUACGGUGCUGACAGACACCCCUUGCCUCCCUCGUCACUGCUUCACCCAGGGAAGCGCAGCACUGCAGCUCUGUGUUUGUGACAGUAAGGGACAGUUUAAAAAAAGCACCACUAGUUGCUGCAUGGCUGGGAGGUAAUUCAGUCUCAGCUCUAACCUAGUAAUUAAGCACUGAAAAUAUCUUUGCCUUAAAAAGGAGGAAAAGGACAAGCUGCUGGCACACUGUGAAGAGCCCUGCCCCUCCACAGUGCCACCAGGUUGCCUUUACCCUGCAAGGCAGCGCAUGCUGGCGAGCAUUUCACUUGGGCUUUUGGCCCAAUUUCUUGUAGCAAAACUGAGUUUUACAGAGUGAAAUAAGCACGCUCCCUCGGGGUCUGAGGGCACAGGUACCUGACCAGCCUUUGCUUCCAGCAUCUUUAUCAGCUUGUGACAAAAUCUUAACGCCCCACCUCAGAGUCAGCCAGCUGAAGGGCAGGAGAGGACAGCAGAGAGAUGGGUGCUGCCAGCAGCCUUGAGAGCUGUGGGGCAGAGAAGGCUGGGAUGUCUUCAGCUGAGCAAAGCUGACACCGCUGGAAAGCAGCUCCUCAGAUUGCAAGGACCAACACUUUAUAAGUAGAGUUAUAGAUGAAUAAAAGCCUCGAAUGACAAUCGGAGACAUAAGAACCAACCCCAGUGUGGCCCCCAGAGUUCUGUUAGCUGGUAGUGCAAGCGGCCUCUGAUUUAGCUGUUUCCUGGAACCUUCAAUAGACCAGUUGUGGUUUUUUCUGUUGUUGUUGUUUUAGACAGAAAUUAGAAAAAAACUUUCUUUUGAAAACCUUAAAAGUCCUUUAAGGUUCCUUUGUUCCUUCAGGGGCAUACUUAGACUGCAGAGUUUCCAGAUUUUCCAGGACUCUCACUUCUCUGAACAAGUUAUGGACACUUAACAGAUGAGGAAAACGUCCAGCAGCACUCAGAGCUAAACCAACCACAUCCAAGUGUUUCUGAGCCUUUAUAUCUGCCAUUACUUUUGAUCUCAUUUUUUCUUUUUUCCCUUUAAGAAUUCUGUUCUCCCAGGUCCUUUUAGGGAAAACCAUUCCCAGCAUCACCAUCCUAGGGAAAAGCCAUCCAAGUCUGGCCACAGACAGCACCAAUAAGCCAUAUCGAGAAAGAGAGACAGACACGUGGCAUCUCUUUGACAGACCUUUAUUAGCAGACUGUUCCCUACAUGAAGAAUCCGAGUUAGAUUUGCAUAAUAACAAUUUGUGGUUACAGCUACAAAGAUGGUUGUCAUUUUGCAUUGAUUUUUGCAUUCUGAUAUUCAUAUUUCCAUUAGGCCACACUGGUAGGAAGGAGCCACUGCAAAAUUUACAAUAGAUCUCA
This is a messenger RNA of Cygnus olor (mute swan), 2842 nucleotides long. Its product is annotated as alpha-1-acid glycoprotein-like. The transcript is spliced from 6 exons. Lineage: Eukaryota; Metazoa; Chordata; Aves; Anseriformes; Anatidae. The coding region runs from base 228 to 890 and encodes 220 amino acids. The record is from RefSeq and is a predicted model, not a curated record.